UCCAUUCCGUUAGUUUCCCACGCCCACAGAAAAAAUCAAAAUUAGAACGAAAUCGUUAAAAUUACAGAAAAGCCCCUCCGCUCGGUCUGUCUGUUUGUCUCUCUCUCCUCUCUCUUCCCUCCUCGCUCGCCUUCGUCUUCCUGCUUCCCCCAACCUCCAAUUCCCUUUCCCACCCAAACCCUAGAGCAAGCUGAAUGGCCCUCGCCGCGAGCUCGCGGGAGCCUCUGCGCCGCCGCCGGUGACUGCUGAUCCGCCCGUCCCCGCCGCGGGCCGGUGGCGUCCGGGCCCCUGUCUGGGAGGAGGGACGAUAUGGCGUCGAGGCAGCACAAUGCGCAGUUCCACAAAUCCAAGACGCUCGACAACAAAUACAUGCUUGGGGAUGAGAUAGGGAAGGGGGCGUACGGCCGCGUGUACAAGGGGCUUGACCUGGAGAAUGGGGAUUUCGUGGCCAUCAAGCAGGUCUCACUGGAGAACAUUCCGCAGGAGGAUCUCAACAUAAUCAUGCAAGAAAUCGAUCUACUGAAAAAUCUUAAUCACAAAAAUAUUGUUAAGUAUCUUGGAUCAUUGAAGACAAAGAGCCAUCUCCAUAUUAUUCUAGAGUAUGUAGAGAAUGGCUCACUUGCCAAUAUCAUCAAGCCAAACAAAUUUGGACCUUUUCCUGAAUCAUUGGUGGCUGUCUACAUUGCCCAGGUGUUGGAAGGUCUUGUUUAUCUGCAUGAACAAGGUGUCAUACAUAGAGAUAUCAAGGGUGCAAAUAUAUUGACUACCAAAGAGGGCCUUGUCAAACUUGCUGAUUUUGGAGUUGCCACUAAAUUGACUGAAGCAGAUAUCAACACCCAUUCUGUGGUCGGCACUCCCUACUGGAUGGCCCCGGAGGUCAUUGAAAUGUCUGGUGUUUGUGCUGCUUCUGAUAUCUGGAGUGUUGGUUGCACUGUUAUUGAGUUGCUCACAUGUGCUCCGCCAUAUUACGACCUCCAGCCCAUGCCUGCACUGUUUCGCAUUGUUCAGGAUGUACAUCCACCGAUACCGGAAGGAUUGUCUCCUGAGAUUACUGAUUUUCUCCGGCAAUGUUUCCAAAAGGAUUCGAUGCAAAGGCCUGAUGCAAAGACAUUAUUGAUGCAUCCAUGGCUGCAAAACUCAAGGCGAGCUUUGCCGUCUUCCCUUCGGCAACCUGCUCGAUCGUUGAGGAAUAUCGAUGGGGAUGAUGAAGGCUCAAGUGGUGAUAAUAAUUCUGGUUUUUGUGGCCCACCAGGGGAUGCUCAAACACCUAUUGCUUCUGAUAUUGAACAGGAAAAUGAAAGAAAAGAACCAAUUCGAGAAUCUGCUGCACAAGAUAAAGCUGACGAGCUUCAUGAUGGAAAGUUAAAACCUACCGAGAGCAGUAGUUCAAACAACGUGGAUAACAUGGUUCUUAAUAAAGAUCCGACAUUAGUUUUUCAUGAUAAGCUAUCGCUGGAAUCUUCAUCUGGAGGUGCUGAUUUAAAUGGAAAAGUAAUGGCACAUGAACUAGUGCAAGAUGGUCUGCCAAGUAAGAUAGAGCUUGAAAGUAAAGAAAGUUCAAGUCUUGAGGAUGGUGAUGUAUUCUCCUUUCAGGCUGGAAGACAGAAUAUUGACUUCCAUAAGGUGGCUGAACCUUCAGUUGUUGAGGGACCGGAUGAGUUAAGUAGAUUUAGCGACAAACCUGGAGAUGCCUCAUUGGAAGACUUAUUUCCACCAAUUGACAAACAAGGAGAUUAUGGGGCUGAAGCUUCAACAUCCACUACCGGCCAAGAACUUCAAUAUAAUGGUAAAAAAAAUGACCUUGCAAAGGAACUCAAGGCCAGGAUGGAGCAGCAACAAAAGGAAAAUGAUAGCGAGCCCAGGAAUGGUGGGAAGCUUCUUCAAUUUGUCAUGCAAUUGAGGGAAGAAGAUAUUGAUGGACCAGGUUUUGGUGACAAUAUUGCUGGAGAGAGUCUUUUCCCUUUACAGCCUGUGGAAUACAGCAAAUUAGUAGCACAACUGAAACCCGAGGAAAGUGAAGAAGUAAUAUUAUCAGCGUGCCAAAAGCUUCUGUUGUUCUUCAGUCACCGGCCUGAGCAAAAACAGAUUUAUGUGACACAGAACGGUUUCCUCCCACUAAUGGAACUUCUUGAACUUCCCAAAAACCGUAUUAUAUGCUCUGUUCUGCAGCUCAUCAACUGCAUUGUAAAAGACAAUACAGGCUUCCUAGAAAACGCUUGCCUUGUUGGCCUUAUUCCGGUGGUGAUGAAUUUCGCAGAGCCAAAACGUCCAAAGGAUGUUCGAAUGCAAGCAUCCUGGUUUCUUCAGCAGCUUUGUCAGGCCAGCACUUUGACAUUGCAAAUGUUCAUUGCAUGCCAAGGGAUCCCUGUUUUGGUGGGCUUUUUGGAGCCUGAUUAUGCAAAAUACAGCAGGGACAUGGUUCAUCUUGCAAUUGAUGGCAUAUGGCAGGUCUUCAAGCUCCAGCAUUCAACUCCGAGAAAUGACUUCUGCCGUAUAGCGGCAAAAAAUGGGAUACUUCUCAGGCUGGUUAAUACUCUCCAUAGCUUGAAUGAAGCAACAAGAUUUGCCUCCAUCUCAGGGUCAGGUGCUUCGGCAACACAGAAUGGCUCAACCCCCCGACGAAGAUCUGGCCAAUUAGAUCCUUCAAUGCUUGAAAUUUCCAAGGCGAGGCUGGACCAUCACCACUCAUCUGGUUCUCUGCAAUCCCUACAAGCAGAUGCAGAUAAGCACCAUAUAUUAAUGGAUCCUUCGUCAUCGCCUAGGUUCAGCGAUAAAACUGGUGCUGGUAACUUGGAGAGGAAUGAGAAUGACUUGGUUAGGCCACAGAGGCUUAGUGUUUCUGUUGGAAGGACAUCUACAGACAGAUCUCCUAAACACAUAGAACUAGUUUCAAAUGGUCAUAAUAGCGGUCAAAAUGACCAAAUCCGGCCUCUACUGAGUUUGUUGGAGAAAGAACCACCUUCUCGGCAUGUAUCUGGACAACUUGAUUAUGUCCGCCACUUAUCUGGAUUGGAAAGGCAUGAAACAAUUUUGCCAUUAUUACAUGCGUCAACAGAGAGGAAAACAAAUGGUGAACUUGACUUACUAAUGGCAGAAUUUGCUGAGGUCUCUAGACAGGGAAAUGGUCAUCUUGACUCUAGUGUAAAAGCUUCAAAUAGAGUUCAAAGUAUGAAAUAUGCACCAUCGGCGGGUGCAACAGCUUCUAAUGAAGGAACAUCGACAUCUGGAGCUGCAUCACAGACAGCAUCUGGUGUGUUAUCUGGAUCAGGAGUGCUCAAUUUAAGACCAGGAAGUACAACAUCAUCUGGUCCAUUAGCUCAGAUGUUCUCUUCCAUGAGCGCGGAUGUGGCACAUGAAUACCUUGAGAAAGUGGCGGAUCUUCUUUUGGAAUUUGCACAGGCAGACACCGUGGUAAAAUCUCUAAUGUCUAGCCAAAGCCUUCCUGCACGGCUUUUCCAGAUGUUCAACAGGAUAGAACCUCCUAUUCUUCUUAAGAUUCUUAGGUGCAUUAAUCAUUUAUCAGGUGAUCCUAAUUGUCUAGAGACACUUCAACGCACAGAUGCAAUCAAGCAUCUGAUACCAAUUCUUGAACUUCGUGAUGGAGCUCUAGUUUAUCAAAUACAUAGCGAGGUCCUCAAUGCUUUGUUCAACCUUUGCAAGAUUAAUAAAAGAAGACAGGAACAAGCAGCUGAAAACGGGAUCAUCCCUCACUUGAUGAAUUUUGUCAUGUCAGACUCACCGCUAAGGCAGUAUGCCUUGCCUUUGCUGUGUGAUAUGGCUCAUGCUUCUCGCAACUCUAGAGAGCAGUUGAGGGCUCAUGGAGGGCUGGAUGUGUACUUAAAUCUGUUGGAGGAUGAUGCAUGGGCAUGCACUGCAUUAGAUUCUAUUGCUGUUUGCUUGGCUCAUGAUAAUGAUCACAGAAAAGUAGAACAAGUGUUGUUGAAGAAAGAGGCCAUUCAAAAAUUAGUCAAGUUUUUCCAAGACUGCCCAGAACAAUAUUUUGUCCAUAUAUUGGAUGCUUUCUUGAAGAUAAUCACGAAAUCUUCUCGGAUAAAUACAGCAAUGGCCACCAAUGGUUUGACAACAUUGCUUAUUGCAAGACUUGACCAUCGAGAAGCUAUUGCCCGCUUGACUCUGCUAAAACUCAUAAAGGUUGUCUAUGAGCACCAUCCUCGACCAAAGCAGCUCAUAGUAGAGAAUGACCUUCCCCAAAAGCUACAAAACCUCAUUGAAGAACGUAGGGGUGGGCAACGUGGCGGUCAACAAGUGUUGGUCAAACAAAUGGCCACCUCAUUGCUGAAAGCAUUGCACAUCAACACUGUCUUGUGAUUUCGAUCUGUCAUGUAUUUUCCUCUCAAGUUGUAUAUGUUUGCCCUAGAGGAAAAGGUGUCCUUUUCUUUCUCCUUUUCUGCUUCUGUUGUACCGUAAUUUCUCAUGAGCACCAGACUGCAUGUUGUGCCUGAUCCCUCUUUUAUCGGGAGAAGGCUCAACGUUCCGGUGCAGGAUGCAAAAAGGGUUAUUUAUAUAUUACUAGUAUGCUAGUGAAGUUGUAAAUUAGACGUCUCUCAGUUACAAAAUUACUCAUGUAGACCUAUUUUGUUGCAUAUUGUGCUUGUAAAAUUUUGCUAGGUGUACUUCUGGGUAUGCUGGUAAUAAUAUCCUGAUGCGGCUGGUUAUUAAGAAAUACGGGUACUAAAUUUCGUU
This is a messenger RNA of Phragmites australis (common reed), 4704 nucleotides long. RefSeq names its product MAP3K epsilon protein kinase 1-like. Bases 310 to 4329 code for a protein of 1339 amino acids. Gene Ontology annotation, molecular function: protein serine/threonine kinase activity; protein binding; ATP binding. The record is from RefSeq and is a predicted model, not a curated record. The transcript is spliced from 24 exons. Gene Ontology annotation, cellular component: cytoplasm. NCBI's taxonomy places the organism in Eukaryota, Viridiplantae, Streptophyta, Magnoliopsida, Poales, Poaceae. Gene Ontology annotation, biological process: protein phosphorylation.